AUUUCAUUGUUUGUGCGCAGCAGAACGCGCAAACUACGGUGCUGAGGAGUAACUAUAUACAAGCACUAACAUGUCAAAACGGAAACGAGGUGACUAUGAGAAGUCAGACAUAUCCAACCCGGAUGAUAGGAGACUGGGAAUUCAAAGCACCCGCCUCGAGCAGAAGAUUGAGCAUGGCUGUCAACUAAUACACCGAGCUCUCAAAACCGCCCGUGGUUUUGAACGUCAGAAGCUAGGACGUCGCCAAAAGACAGCUACAGAGACGAAUGAAACGGCUCAGCUAUCGCGAAUAGAGGAGGAAAUUCAAGCAUUAAAGGGGUUGGAUUUGGGGGUUACUGCGGAACGGCACUUGCUCAAGCAUCUUGCAAAGACAAAACGGAUUGCAGAAUCACCAGCAUUUUCGAGAGUGGCGGCGAGGAAGCCCCUCCCCGAAGGUCCAAAAAACGGACCUGAAGCGAACGUCGUAGCCCGUUUGUUCAAAUCAAACCCUGUGAGAGACGUCUUACCGGGUAUUUUGAGCGGAAUACGGCAAAUAUUAGGCCUUGGUGAUGGAGUACUUGUUGAGAAAAGCAGGACGCGCGAGACCACUCCGCCGAUAACCAAACGGUUGAGCGCAGUGGAGGAGGAAUCGAGAUCUAACCGUCAGCAAGCCAAUGGCCAUGAAAAUGAUUUGGAAAUGGAAGACGCAGAUAUGGAGCAAUAUAAUGCCCGACUGGCAUCUUCUUCAGAGUCGGAAUCAGGAUCGGACGAGGAGGGGGAGCGAGACAACGAUAAUGGUUUCCGUCGUAAUUCGGCAAGAUAUGAACCGUCCCUUUCACCAACCCCUUCUACCGGGUCAUCGGCCUCUAUAUCGAAAACCAAAACCAAACCUUCUAAAUCGAAUAAUAAGAACCCAGAAACAACAUUCCUUCCUUCUCUCACUCUGGGCGGCUACUGGUCAGGAUCUGAAUCCGCCGACGAAGACGCCGCCGCAGCGGGAAUUCAACCGAGGAAAAAUAGGAUGGGCCAACAGGCUAGGAGGAAACUAUGGGAAAAGAAAUUUGGUUCAGGGGCUAACCAUCUUAAAAAUCAACCACCGGAGAAGGAAAAAUCGCGUGAUAGUGGAUGGGAUAUGCGGAAAGGGGCUACAGCUCGUGAUGAGAUGAGAGGGAGGCGUGGGAGGGGAGGGUUUGCAGGGGGCAUGUCUUCUCGAAGGGCCAAAGUCGAUCGGGUUGCGCAAGCCCCGAAUCCGAACUUCGAACAACUUAGGCCUCGCCCAGCCCCAGAUCAGAAGCCUCUGCAUCCUUCCUGGGAGGCUGCUAAGAAAGCCAAGGAGCAGAAGAGCAAUGCUGCUUUCCAGGGUAAGAAGGUCGUAUUCGACUGAAUCCUCUAUGAAAGGCACCGAGAAGCUGCGCUACGCGAAGAGUCUCUUGCAUCAUAAACUGAUUGCAUUGCUUUUGCAUGUGCUCUUAAUCGUUUACCAUUUUUCUACAGAAUGACUACCAAUAUACACCAUAUAACCGAGCAAUUUCGUUUUACAACGUUACUGGAUCUGAUAUUUGAGUUGGUGCCAUGGCCUGCCUUUGUGAUAUUUAUCUCUAGCGUUUCUCAUUUUCCAAUAUCCAGAGCUGCCCCGUACAUAACCUUUGUAGGAAUAGUGGUAUCACAUAUUCCAUAUUCUUCAAAUUUCACACCCAAUCAGUGUUUGCGUGGUCUAGUCCUCCUAUCGCAAACCGUAGCCUAUAGUUUGUAUUGUUACAACAGUAGGAGCGAACUUCACACAUAUCUCAAUCAUAGAUCAAUCGACAAGUAGAAGUGGGAAUGCAGAAGCUGAAACAUAACGUGGAGAUUAUGAUUACAAAGCGGAGUAAUUUGGGCGGGUUGGAUCAAAACUUAAGAACUAUUUUUAAACCUCUUUCUUGC
Molecule: messenger RNA, 1902 nt
Organism: Blastomyces dermatitidis ER-3
Lineage: Eukaryota; Fungi; Ascomycota; Eurotiomycetes; Onygenales; Ajellomycetaceae
Product: NADH-ubiquinone oxidoreductase 30.4 kDa subunit
Exons: 2
Coding region: 71-1363 (430 amino acids)
Biological process (GO): maturation of SSU-rRNA
Cellular component (GO): 90S preribosome; nucleus
Source: RefSeq, a predicted model, not a curated record